Molecule: messenger RNA, 4024 nt
Organism: Xiphophorus hellerii (green swordtail)
Lineage: Eukaryota; Metazoa; Chordata; Actinopteri; Cyprinodontiformes; Poeciliidae
Gene: atf7ip
Product: activating transcription factor 7 interacting protein
Exons: 14
Coding region: 707-3568 (953 amino acids)
Biological process (GO): regulation of DNA-templated transcription
Cellular component (GO): transcription regulator complex; nucleus
Molecular function (GO): protein binding; transcription coregulator activity
Source: RefSeq, a predicted model, not a curated record
ACACACCCCUCCCUCUCCGUGCUAAUAUGCAGCUCCUCUGCAGUUUGUCCUAGCAGAAGUCUGCUCUGUGUGGCUGUUUCUACCAUACUGCAGCUGGGUUGCUCCAGGCUGAGGUUGCUGCUGCCGAGUCCUGGCGGAUCAACUUCUAGGAACCGUACCCGUGACGUCGAGGAGCUUCUUCAUACGUACCUUUCCGGUUUUAGGUACCAGCUUUGGGAUCUCCGACGGUAUAGAAAGACUACAAAGAGGAGAUUAAAAAGGAGGAAAAAAAUCAGGUCGCGACGGCUGAUCGACGCGGACGACUUUCCGGCGUUGCCGACCAACCCCCCGCUCCCGCCACCGACAACUGACGUCACAACGCAGCCGUUGGUUUUUUUUUUUGUUUUUUUGAGUCGUUUGUGCGAAAGGAGGAGGAGUCUAUUUUUUUUUUUCCUCCAAGAGAAGCAAAGAGUCGGAGUGGAGUGUGCCGACUACAGCACAACAUAGAGCUGCGGCUUUAUUUACCUUGUGCAUGUAGAAACCGGUGUCCUGCAGCUCCAUCCACACUACAUCCUGUCUGCACCGUUCUGCAGAGAAGCGGACACAUCGAAGUCCAAACUGAAAAUAACUCGACACCACUGGACAACAAGACGAGUCGGUGAGUGGAGGUUGUCGACAAAGCUGGUGUUAAAUCCAUGACCAAGAACCUUUUGGUUUGAAGGAAGAAAUGGAAGUUGUGACAGAGGAAAAAAAGAAAAUUUUUCGUGCCAGGAAAACCAUGAAGAUUAGUGAUCGUCUGCAACUGGAAAGCCUUCACAGCACUUUACUGAACUCUGCUCCGGGUCUGUCCAACCCGUCCCCACCGCCGCUGGUGAACGGCACGCAUAAGGAAGACGGGCAAAAGGUUGGCGACAAGGAGCAAAACAGUUCCUCUGACCCCAACUCUCCUCAGACGGCUUCCCCCGCCACUCCGGGAUCUCUGAGUUCGCCGGCGCCCUUUCUGUCCCUGAAUCUGUCACCCUCCCCGGGCUCUUCCCAAAGUCCCAACCCGCAGGAAGAAGCUACGUCUCAGUCGUCGCUACCACCCUCAGAACCCCACGAUGCAAAGAAGAUGGACAAUGAAGAGAAGAGAAGCUCUUCACCGUCCCCACAAAGCGAGUCUGAAGCACCGGUGUCUGCAGAACAUAGGGAGCAACAGAAGGAAGACACUGAUGUGAUUCCAGUAGAUGAAACAGAGGAGAAAAUGGCUGCACCAGAGGAACCAGUUGAGGACGUGGAAAAGGACUCUGACAAACGUUCUCCUGAACCAUCCGCACUGUCUGAAUGUAUAGAACCAAUGGACGAAGAAAACGACUCAGCAAAUAUAGAUUCUGAGGAAUCCUCGUCCACAGCGAAACAUGAAAAACCUCCUUCCCCCAGUGAGGCACCCUCCGAUUCUUCAACACAUCCCCCUGUGUCUGGUGAGGACAAACGACCAACAGCUGAAAGCAAAGAGGAAGACAGUAACAAAACCUCUGUUGAGAAAGACUCAAAUGAGAAGAAAAAAAUGGAGGUGAACUCAGUGAAAGUGGAGUUCAGAAAGGAAGAAGGUGAUGCUGGACAAGAGAAAGGACCAACUCGACCAUCAUCCACCCCACCUUGUAACACAGAUCAAGGGCAGAAGAGCUCAAACUCGGGACUGAAGCGCACUUUAUCAGAGGGAAAUGAAAACGAUGCAGUGACUGUGAAGAGAGAAGGGAAGAGGCCCAAGGUUGAACACGAGGAGCUGGAGGCCCAACUGGAGCUCAAAAUCACAGCAAAAGCUGGCAGCCAGCAAAAACUGGAAAAGAUCAUCCAACAGCUUGUGAAUGAGCGUCUGAAGAUCUUGGAGCUGACAAUCUUUGACAAACAUUUCCAGGAGUUAAAGGACAGAGUAGACAAAAUCGACUGUGCCACUAAACACCAAACUGCCAUCAACUCACUCCAAAGCAAGAUCGCUCGACUGGCCAAAAAGUUUGGAGAGGCAAAUCAGGUGUCAGAAAACAAAAGAAAACAGGAGGCAUUUGCUGCUGCUACUGCUGCCGCUGCUGCUACUGCUGCCGCCAAGGCUGCAACUGUAACAAACAACUCCCAAGUUCAGCGGCCAGUCCGGACCUCUGUUGAAGUCAAGCAGGCUACAGUAGCUGUUGGUUCAUCCAGCACCGCUGUGGUUCCAGUUGCUGCUCCUCUGACGGUUUCUACAGCGCCCACAGCUUCCGCCUCAGCCCUAGCCCCAGCUUCCACCACCACCACCACCACCCUAGUCCCACAGGGCUCAAUCCUGCAGCUGAUCACCUCCAGCUCUGCCUCCACUUUGGCAACAGGCAUCACCACUCAAAGCCAACCAGGCACUCUGGUGCUGAAAACAACACCUGGGAGCGGCAUGAUGACUGCAGGCCAGCCGCUGGUCAUCCAGCUGCCUCUGUCGGUCAACGGCCAAACAGGAACUCUUGUCAACUUCCCCGUCUCCUCUUUGGCUGCAGCCACUUCCCUGAACAAGGCCAAAACCACUCCGUCCACCACCACCUUCAUCCUCAAGCCUUCUCCUGCAGCUAACACAGCAUCAGCCCCCACCUCUACAGCUGCCGCCCUUCCCACUCUGCAGGCUUCUUCCGGGCAGGUGGCCACAACGCAAAUCUCCCUAGCCCGAGCCGUGUAUCAAGGUGGAGCUGGAAGAAUAACCACACCCAACGCCGGGGUGUCUGUGACCACCGUCAGAGCCCCGGCUCAGUCUGUGUCUGUGGCUGGCGCUGUGUCUUCAGCCUCGUCACCUGCAACCUCCGGGCCAGCAGCGACGGGCUCCACUGCACCAGGAACACCACAAGGGACGUCUCUCACAUCCAAGACAGACAACCAAGCUUCUGUACCCACUCCAUCUAAAGCAGCUGCACCUCCCCCUCCAGCACGACCUAAAGGCUCCGUCAUUGACCUCACUGAGGAUGACGACGAUGUACAAGUGACAGGAGUGAAGACUGCCCAAGGUGCAACGCCCUCCUCUGGCCCCCGACCUAACCCAGUCAUCAGCAUUCCCAACAGUACAGGACCAAGAUCAUCCCCAAAAACCCAUCAGAACUCAACAAGCAAUCCCCAGAUAACGGUGCAUCACCGCCCCCCACAGGAAUCCUUGAAGUCCCGCACAGUAACCACUACAAUGCCCCGUGGCCCCAGCUCGGCGCUCCCUCCUUUCCCUCCCGCUCCCGCUCCUCAGCGUUUGCCCCCAGAGGCGGAGCAGACGUCACCCCCGCAGCAACUUCAGCUAAAGUUAGUGCCGGGUCAGACCGGUAUCGUGCUGUCCUGGAGCGUUGCAGAAACUGAUCGCACCUGCGCGACUGUGGACAGCUAUCACCUCUAUGCCUUCCAUCAAGACAACUCCAGUAGCGGUACGGCUCAACAGCACUGGAAGAAGAUAGGGGAAGUGAACGCCCUUCCUCUGCCCAUGGCUUGCACACUGACCCAGUUCCAGUGCGGCUCCACGUACUAUUUUGCAGUUCGAGCCAAAGACAUUUAUGGGCGCUACAGUUCUUUCUGUGAACCUCAAUGCACAAAUGUUAUCAGUUCCAGUUCAAGCUAAACCAAUACAAAAUAAAGACAUUUUUUUCAGCUUCUACUUUUGAUUUCUUUUUUUUCUGUUUUGUUUUAAGAUUUCAUAUAUUGUAAGCUGAACAGACAGUAUCUGUAAAUAUGUCUCCAUAAAAAAAACUGGACUCGGAUAAAUGGACUAGCAAACUGCUGGCUGUCUGAUUCCCCUGUAUGUGAUGUAUUCUUUUGUGAUCUAAGCUGUUGUGUAAAAGACCGUAUUAUUUUUUGCCCUCUGCCAGGUCAGAUAUUUAUGUUCACUCCUGCAACUCAGACCAAGACUGUUCUGUUUUUUUUUUCCUCUUUCCUUUCUUCAUGACAGGUGACAAGAUUGUUCAUUGUUCAACUCAAUUGCACAAAUACGUAUACUUGUGUGGUAGAAACAGAAUAAUUUUUUAAAGUUCUGUCUGGCAACCAGACUUUGAAAAACAUAAUAAAAAGUUUUAUUAAA